This is a messenger RNA of Bipolaris victoriae FI3, 384 nucleotides long. RefSeq lists its product as hypothetical. The transcript is spliced from 2 exons. Lineage: Eukaryota; Fungi; Ascomycota; Dothideomycetes; Pleosporales; Pleosporaceae. Bases 1 to 384 code for a protein of 127 amino acids. The record is from RefSeq and is a predicted model, not a curated record.
AUGGAUGUAGAAAUGGACUCUCCUCCCGCUACAUACACUUCCUCUUAUAUCAAACGUUGCCUAUUCCCAAACUCCAACACACCAACGAUCAAGAUGCAUAUUUUCUCCAGCCCCACUCCGGUCGCCACCCUACUUCUUGGCGCCAACGCAUUUAAAUGCGUUGGCGACUAUGUCGACAAUGCUGCUAUCGAAGCCUGGUGUGAUAGACUUGGCGGAAACUUUGUGGGUGGUAAAGACAGUCACACCGACUCGAUCUCUGAGCAGCUUUCCGACAUCCGGAAUUGCUGUGAAAAGAGGCAGCUUAUUUGUGAUUGCGAUUGCCCCACUUAUAUACAGAAAAAGACGUACGUCUCUAUGAUUGAUUUUGAGAUGAACUUGUACUGA